AUGUUAAUUUAAGGUUAGUUUCAAAAAUUAGUAAUUAAAUACAAUGAGCAGUUUAAUAAGAUUAUUAUUAAAUCCCAUUAAAAUUGUACCUAGCCACCAACAGAGUAUACAUUUAAUAACCCGAAAACCCCUACUUAAUAAGCUCAAAGAGACCUUGUCAUUCACUUCCCACACAAAAUCGGCAAAUGUUGUCGGUCGGCGCUACUGCACAAGAGCCUAUGAUGUAAACACAAGCGUUCCGAAAGACGUUAUUUUAUACAAAUAUGAAAAUCCAAAAUUUUUUCGAAUUAUCAACAUAUUCGGAAUAUGCCAGUUUGUGUUUUGGACAUAUUUGUCGCAUUUCGCAUUAACAUCACUGCGUGAUGCUCCGGUAGAACAAAGGGAAGGCGAGGAGUUGGCUUGGUACGAAAAGAUCAAUUUGGGUGAAAACAAGUAUCGUAAUGGAAUAUCAAUUAUAAGCUUUGCUAUUGGUUAUGGUAUACUUUUCACUGUUUGGAUGUUUACUUUGAGAUCUGUGCGUUUCCUGAUUCUUAGGAAAGGUGGACGUGAUGUGACUCUAGUGACCUAUGGACCAUUUGGGCACAACCGAAUCAUGACCGUUCCUUUAAAAGAUGUUUCAGCCCAGCAACCCCGAGAAAUUGCUAAUGUUCAUCUGCCCUUAAAAGUGCGAAACCGUUCAUUGUUUUAUGUACUAGACAUGAGAGGAGAGUUCAAGAAUACCCGACUAUAUGACUACACAGCUGGUUUGAAUCGACAUUUCUAGAUGGGGAAAGAAAAAAUGAAUAAAUAGCUAUCAUAUUAAA
Molecule: messenger RNA, 803 nt
Organism: Stomoxys calcitrans (stable fly)
Lineage: Eukaryota; Metazoa; Arthropoda; Insecta; Diptera; Muscidae
Product: transmembrane protein 223
Exons: 2
Coding region: 44-763 (239 amino acids)
Biological process (GO): nervous system development
Cellular component (GO): mitochondrion
Source: RefSeq, a predicted model, not a curated record